GGAUGAGGAUGGUUUAGGCAAACCCGCCCCAUUGCCAUCCCUACAUAGAAGUCCCAAGUCCCAAGGCGACCGGAGAGCGAGAAAGGCGAAAUAAUGGCAGAAGCCGGAAAUAGCGGCGGUGGUGCGAGGAAGAGAAAAAUGGCAGACAAGAAAGACGCCGGCGGCGCCCGUAAGUUGGCUCCGAACUCAAAUUGGCCUGCCAUCAAAUCCAAGAAGAAUCUUCAAAUCACUCGUCUCAAAGAUUCGGACCUCUUCACUGUGCCAGAAUUCUUGUCAGCAACUGAAUCUAAGGCAUUCAUUAGAGCUGCAGAGUCGAUUGGAUUCGUCCAUCAAGGCAGUCUUGGUCCAACGAUGGGGGAAGCUUAUAGAGACAAUGACAGGAUCUCCGUGAACGAUCCGGUUCUGGCAAGCACGCUUUGGGAUUCUGGGCUUAGCAAAUUGUUCUCUGACAUCAAGAUUAGGGGCAAAGUUGCUGUUGGGUUGAACCCAAACAUCAGAUUCUACAGGUACAAGGUUGGCCAGCGAUUUGGGCGUCAUAUCGAUGAGAGUGCGGACAUUGGGGAUGGGAAGCGCACUUAUUAUACGCUCUUGAUAUACUUGAGUGGCAGUUCUAAAGCCAAAGCUAGCAAGAGUGAGUUAGAUAGUCAGAAGGAUGCAUCCAUGGAGCCUCUAGUUGGAGGAGAGACUGUGUUCUAUGGCUGGAGGAACAAUGUGGUGGCAGAGGUGGCUCCCGCUGAAGGAAUGGCUCUGCUGCAUAUUCAUGGCGACAAAUGCAUGUUGCACGAAGCCAGGAACGUGUCGAAAGGGAUCAAGUAUGUGUUUCGAUCCGAUGUGGCCUUUGCUUGAACCAUGAAAUGUGUAAGUCCUGUACUUGUACACGAACAGAAUCAGCAGAUUGAUUGCUCAAUUUAUUCAGUGUAGCUUUUCAGACUUACAGCCAUAAGCUUGAUAGGGCUCUCCACGAUUGUAAGGUGUGUGAAAAUUGUGUGCAAUACAAUAUCAAAUGGAACGAAAGAAAGAAAGAACUAAUCUGUGGAAAAAACAUCUCAAUUAGUAUCAAUUCACAGAAGCGCAUUUGAGCC
Linum tenue is the source of this 1082-nucleotide messenger RNA. Lineage: Eukaryota; Viridiplantae; Streptophyta; Magnoliopsida; Malpighiales; Linaceae. The record is from the annotation of a GenBank genome assembly.